GCUCGCGCUCGACCUGCGGCGCCGGCCCCGCCGCCUGGGCCCCGGGCCCGGCCCCUUCCGCGCCGCCCGGGCGAUGAGAAGCUGCUUCUGCGUGAGACGGAGCCGGGACCCGCCGCCGCCGCAGCCGCCGCCACCGCCGCCCCAGCGGGGAACAGAGCAAUCCGCCAUGCCUGAAGUCAAAGACCUUUCAGAAGCCUUGCCAGAGACGUCAAUGGAUCCCAUCACGGGAGUGGGGGUGGUGGCUUCUCGGAACCGAGCCCCGACAGGCUACGACGUAGUUGCACAGACAGCAGAUGGUGUGGAUGCUGACCUCUGGAAAGACGGCUUAUUUAAAUCCAAGGUUACCAGAUACCUGUGCUUCACAAGAUCAUUUUCCAAAGAAAAUAGCCAUUUAGGGAACGUGUUGGUGGACAUGAAGCUCAUCGACAUCAAGGACACUCUGCCUGUCGGCUUCAUCCCGAUUCAGGAGACGGUGGACACACAGGAAGUGGCUUUUAGGAAGAAGAGGCUGUGCAUUAAAUUCAUCCCACGGGAUUCAACCGAAGCUGCCAUUUGUGACAUUCGGAUCAUGGGCCGGACCAAGCAGGCCCCUCCUCAGUACACGUUCAUUGGGGAGUUGAACAGCAUGGGGAUCUGGUAUCGAAUGGGCAGAGUACCAAGAAAUCACGACUCAUCUCAACCCACGACGCCUUCCCAGUCAUCAGCUGCUUCCACCCCAGCCCCCAACCUUCCCAGGUGA
This is a messenger RNA of Eubalaena glacialis (North Atlantic right whale), 739 nucleotides long. RefSeq names its product multivesicular body subunit 12B. Gene Ontology annotation, biological process: regulation of epidermal growth factor receptor signaling pathway; virus maturation; viral budding. The coding region runs from base 74 to 739 and encodes 221 amino acids. Gene Ontology annotation, cellular component: ESCRT I complex; late endosome. Lineage: Eukaryota; Metazoa; Chordata; Mammalia; Artiodactyla; Balaenidae. The record is from RefSeq and is a predicted model, not a curated record. The transcript is spliced from 6 exons.